Molecule: messenger RNA, 953 nt
Organism: Drosophila innubila
Lineage: Eukaryota; Metazoa; Arthropoda; Insecta; Diptera; Drosophilidae
Exons: 2
Coding region: 138-857 (239 amino acids)
Source: RefSeq, a predicted model, not a curated record
UCGGAUUUGACCAAAUUGAGUAGGCAUUGUAUGAUAUCGAUAAGUGUCUGUCAAUUACAAACCAACUAUCAAUUUUGGAACAUUAAUUGUAUAAACGAAAACCAAACAACUCGAGCGAAAUAAAAUAGCACAGUAAGAUGAGUACACAGCGAGGAAAUGCGAGUCGCACACGUGCCCAAAAGCACAAAAAUCGUCAUGUAUUUAAGAAUGAUUUGCACGACAAGACGCCACAGCAAAUACGACUUAAUAAGAUGCACGUGUCGACAGUGUGUCAACGCUGCAAGGAGGUGAUCGAGUGGAAGAUCAAGUACAAGAAGUACAAGCCGCUUACACAGGCCAAGACCUGUGCCCGCUGCCAACAACGGACCGUCCGCAAGGCGUACCAUGUUAUCUGUCGGGACUGUGCGGUCAAGGAUCAUGUGUGCGCCAAGUGCCUGAAGAGCGCCGACGAGGUGGCAAUUGAGGCGCCGGAGCCGACGCCACAGGAGGAGCAACAGCUGCAGGUGGAAAUGGAUCGUCUGAUUAAAUCAUUCUCGGAGCGCAAACGUCGUGCUUUCCUUCGCUUCAUGGAGAAGGGACGCAAGCAGGAGACUGAGGAGCCACUUGACGAAGAAGCGCAAGAGGCACAGGAGAAGGCGACACGAGUCAGACAUACUCGGGAGCAGCUGCUCGAGAAGAUAAAGCAGCUAAAUCUCGCCGAAGAAGAGUACGAAGAUAUUGAUGACGAUUACGAUGAUGAUGAGGGCGAUGACUCGGAUCUCGAUUCCGAUCUCGAUUCAAACGAAUGCGACAGUGAUGAGCACAGCGAAGAGGAGCCACAAAACGUUAAAACACCGGAUCGACUCGCUAAAAAAUAACGUUAUCAUGUUUCGUUUUAUAUGCUAUGCAAAUUAGGGAAACUUAAAAUAUAUGUAUGUUUUUUUUAUAUCAAAAGAAUUCAAAUGUGGAAAAUA